AUGUCAUCUAAUACUAGUAAAAAGAAAAGUAAUAAUUUAACAUUUCAACAGAUGUUGAAUAGAACAUUUCAAAAUGUUCGAAAGUCUGGUGAUUAUUGUGGUGGUGAUCGUUUAACAGAUGGGCAGGAUCCUAAGGUGAUGAUUAAUGGUAUGCAAGAACAUAUUCAACUUCCAUUAGAACCAUCACAAGCAAAAUUAAUUAUUGAACAAUGUUCAUUAGCACCAUUCGGUAGAAAAGAUAAAACAAUUUUAGAUAAAUCAGUUCGUCAUACAUGGCAAUUAAAUCCAUCAUCAUUUAUAAUAACAAAUUCCGAAUGGAAAAUUCAUACAUUAAAUAAUUUAAAAUCGAAAAUUGUUUCUGAUUUAGGUUUAAAUCAAGAUUGGAUUAAAAAUGAUUUAAUUGAUUUACAAUUAUAUAGAUUAUUAUUAUAUGAAAAAGAUAGUUUUUUUAAAAUACAUCGUGAUAGUGAAAAAGUAGAUGGAAUG
Messenger RNA from Rotaria sp. Silwood1, 486 nucleotides. The record is from the annotation of a GenBank genome assembly. NCBI's taxonomy places the organism in Eukaryota, Metazoa, Rotifera, Eurotatoria, Philodinida, Philodinidae.